AUGGAACCAGAUGAAGCGGAAACCCCUGCCGAAGAAAGCAAUUUACCUCCACAGGGAACCAUCGAAUGGCUUCAUUACUGGAGUGAAAUCGAAGGUCAUCUGCCCUCACCCAUCAACGUAUCUAUAACUGGUUCGACGCCAUUUAAAUGUCCUGAACUGAAAUGGUACAACUUUGAUAUUUACCCGCACAAAAUCAAAUUGACGAAUACAGGAUAUACACUGCUUCUCUCCGCAAAAUGGACGACAGAGCGCCCGUACUUGGAAGGGGGUCCAUUUUUGGAAAAACACGUGCUCUCUCAAAUCCAUUUCCACUGGGGUGCUAAUAUGAUGGAAGGCAGUGAUCACGCAGUAGACGACAGGAGAUAUCCUGGUGAAAUGCAUGUCUCAUUCUUUCGUUCAGAAUAUUUGACGCAAGAAGAAGCAUUGCAUCAUCAUGAUGGAGUGACCAUGAUUUGCUACAUAAUUAAGUACGGUGUUAGUCCAGACGAAAGACUAAGUUGGGUAUUAGAAGGGAUCAAUCGAGUACAAGAGGCACAAACGAAUACCCGAAUUGGCCCACUACCGAUGUCACGGCUUCUACCAAUGUUCUUCGAAGACUAUUUUCUUUAUUGGGGAACUUUGGAGACGGUGAAGGAUGAAAAAUAUGUGAUCAAGUGGUUGGUGCCAAGAACUACGCUGUUCGCCUCUUUAGAACAGAUGAACGAGUUUCGUCGGCUAUGGGGCCCAUGGGAUGAACCAAACCUGCGAAAUUACAGACCACUUCAAGAACGAGGAGGUAGACACGUCUUCUUCAUCAACCCACAUUGGGCCCAGUACAAUUCAUUGCUGCCUAUAUCAAGAGUACCAGAGCCAUCUAUUUCUGUCCUGUCUCCAGCUUAUAGAAAGAAUUCUUGGAUGCUACCACCACAGAACAGGGCAAAUGAUGCAGAGGGAUUUCAUUUUGAAGCAGGUCUCAAAUCUAGUUCUUCUCGUUGUCUUCAGAAAACUAUUUAG
This is a messenger RNA of Helicoverpa zea (corn earworm), 993 nucleotides long. RefSeq names its product carbonic anhydrase 1-like. Gene Ontology annotation, molecular function: zinc ion binding; carbonate dehydratase activity. Bases 1 to 993 code for a protein of 330 amino acids. The record is from RefSeq and is a predicted model, not a curated record. The transcript is spliced from 6 exons. Lineage: Eukaryota; Metazoa; Arthropoda; Insecta; Lepidoptera; Noctuidae. Gene Ontology annotation, cellular component: cytoplasm.